CCAGGAAACAGGAAACACGUGAGUUCAGGGAAAGAGAAACUGAAGUGUAGUUGAGCUGUUGUGUGUUUGUGUCUCUUUAUUUAAGCAGUAAAAUGGCAGAAGCCAGAUUUUCUCAGGAUGAGUUCAUGUGUUCAGUGUGUCUGGAUCUCCUGAAGGAUCCAGUGACUAUCCAGUGUGGACACAGUUACUGUAAGACCUGUAUUACAGACUCCUGGGAUCAGGAGGAUCAGAUGAGAGUCUACAGCUGUCCUCAGUGCAGACAGACCUUCAGUCCAAGACCUGCUUUAGCUAGAAACACCAUGCUGGCUGAAGUGGUGGAGAAACUGAAGAAGACCAGACUCUCUGCUGACUGUGACGCUGGAGCUGGAGAUGUGCAGUGUGACGUCUGUACUGGAAGAAAAUACAAAGCUGUCAAGUCCUGUCUGGUGUGUCUGAACUCUUACUGUCAAAAUCACCUCGAACAACACGAGAGUUGGUUUAAAGGAAAGAGACACUAUUUGACUGAUGCCACUGGACGACUGCAGGAGAUGAUCUGCCAGAAACAUGAGAAGCUCCUUGAGAUUUUCUGCCGCACUGACCAGAAGUGUAUAUGUGUGCUGUGUAUGGAUGAACAUAAAAACCAUGAGACUGUUUCAGCUGCAGCACAGAGGACAGAGAAACAGAAGCAGCUGAAGGAGACGCAGAAGACGCUCCAGCAGAGAAUCCAGCAGAGAGAGAAAGAUCUUCAGCAGCUGAGAGAGACUGUGGAGUCUCAGAAGUGCUCUGCACAGACAGCAGUGGAGGACAGUGAGAAGAUCUUUACUGAGCUCAUCCGCUCCAUUGAGAGAAGCCGCUCUGAGCUGAUACGACUGAUCAGAGAUAAGGAAAAGACUGCAGUGAGUCGAGCUGAAGAACGACUGGAGCGACUGGAGCAGGAGAUCAAUGAUCUGAGGAGGAGAGACGCUGAGCUGGAGCAGCUUUCACACACACAGGAUCACAUCCAGUUCCUGCAGAGUUUCCAGUCUCUCUCAGCACCUCCUGAAUCUACAGACGUAAAUGAUGAUCUCUUCAGUUCUCUCUUCUCUUCUGAUGGUCUGAGAGAAUCUGUCCUUCAGCUGAGAGACAAACUGGAGGACUUCUGCAAAGAGGAGCUCAGGAAGAUCUCAGACAGAGGUAAAGUCCUGGAGAUUCAUCUGCUCUCAGAAACCAGUCCAUCAUCCAGGAACGACUUCCUACAAUAUUCCCAUCAGCUCACUCUGGAUCCGAACACAGUGAAUAAACGCCUCCAUCUGUCUGAGAACAACAGAGAGAUUACUGUCACUGGCACAGCCCAGUCGUAUCCUGAUCAUCCAGACAGAUUUGAUUAUUGGCGUCAGGUGUUGUGUAGAGAGAGUGUGUGUGGACGCUGUUACUGGGAGCUGGAGUGGAGUGGGACUCGUGUGUUUAUAUCAGUGUCAUAUAAGAGCAUCAGCAGGAAGGGAUGGGGUGAUGAGUGUUGGUUUGGAUAUAAUGAUCAGUCCUGGAGUUUGUUCUGCUCUCCCUCCAGAUACUCAUUCAUACACAAUAACAUAGUGACUGAUCUCCCUGUAGAGUCCAUCAGCAGUAGAAUAGGAGUGUUUGUGGAUCACAGUGCAGGAACUCUGUCCUUCUACAGCGUCUCUGACACAAUGAGCCUCAUCCACACAGUCCAGACCACAUUCACUCAGCCGCUCUAUCCUGGGUUUUGGGUUAAUGGUGGAUCAUCAGUGAAACUGUGUUGAUGAAUCAGAAUCAACUGACAAGAGAUUCUACCCAUAAUGCUUUGAGCUGCAAGUAACUUCUUUUCUCAAUCUCUGUUUGUGUUGAUUGAAAUCAGUCACUUAGUUUUUAAUGUAGUUAAAAACAUUUUUAUAAGUAUCAAAAUUACCUUUCAAUUAAAAUGAUCACAUAUAGUCAAUAAAUUAUUUCCUUUAUUCACCUUACGGAGCUCUGGCCCUUUUCAGUGUUUUGUGUUCUGUCUUCCGGUGUCACGAGCCACUGUUUUUAUUGUCAUGCAUUUAAUUAAUUUUUGACCGUGGAAUAUGUUUUUAUUUUUAGGUUACUUGUUAAUAUGUUCUAAUAUAGAUCAAUGUGUAAAUGACAUGAAAUUUCAACCUGUUGAAGUGUGUGUGUGUGUGUGUGUGUGUGUGUGUGUGUAUGUACACGUUUUUUUUUUUUUUUUUUUUUUAUGAGACAAACUUAAGAAAAAAGCACAAAAUGAACCGAGUCAAGGUGAACAAAAGUUCACUGUAAAAUUCACUCUGACCCAACACUAACAUUAGCACACAGCCCAGUAAACACACAGAUGGGUCAAAAACAGCACAAAGGAGAACCAGAAAGCAAUAAGUACCCAAACCAUACAACUGCUCUCCAAUUUAGAAAAAGUUUUAUCAUAAAAUUAAACAUAUACAUCACAACUUUGUGUCUGUAAAGCUAUGAGAAACUGCCCAUCCGACUAGAAGAAUUUCAUACUGUAUUAUUGCGAUUACUUUUUUUGUAUUUCAAUUACAGUUUUUUCCUCUUCUUUCUUUCUUUCUUUGUUGCUUUGCAUUAAUCUCAUUUUGCAUGUUUUGAUUGAAUGCAUCAACACUGCAAUUCUUUGGCAAAACAAAUGUACAAAUAUUUGUCAUGCUAAUAAAGCAGCUAAAACUGAAAACUGA
Molecule: messenger RNA, 2657 nt
Organism: Cyprinus carpio (common carp)
Lineage: Eukaryota; Metazoa; Chordata; Actinopteri; Cypriniformes; Cyprinidae
Product: tripartite motif-containing protein 16-like
Exons: 6
Coding region: 93-1739 (548 amino acids)
Molecular function (GO): zinc ion binding; protein binding
Source: RefSeq, a predicted model, not a curated record